Molecule: messenger RNA, 12994 nt
Organism: Suhomyces tanzawaensis NRRL Y-17324
Lineage: Eukaryota; Fungi; Ascomycota; Pichiomycetes; Serinales; Debaryomycetaceae
Gene: DYN1
Product: dynein heavy chain
Exons: 1
Coding region: 351-12764 (4137 amino acids)
Biological process (GO): microtubule-based movement
Cellular component (GO): dynein complex
Molecular function (GO): minus-end-directed microtubule motor activity; ATP binding; dynein intermediate chain binding
Source: RefSeq, a predicted model, not a curated record
CACCAGACACUCUGGCCAUCUCUCUCCCCCCCAGGGCACUUUUGUCCCCCGAGAGCCUCCAGAGAUUCAUUCACUCUUACAUUCUGGUGUCCACGGACGAUUUCAACCUCACCGUCUCCAGACUGGAGAUCAUCAGUCAUUUCAUCCAUAAUCACAACCCUGACACCAUUUAUGUCGUACAGACCCUGCUUGACGAGUUUGUGGUGCUUCCAGACCUCAAUGGGGGCGAGCAGCUCGCUAUCCAGUCGGUGAUCAUCUUGAUAAAGCUGAAGGGACAGUUGAACAAUGGCUCAUCCAUCACCACCCAGCUCAAUAUCUUGAACAUCCCCAUCACCACUCUGGACGAGGAAAUGGACUCCAAGGACUCCAACGCCAUGUUCGAAAAGUUGCGGACCUUGGUCAAUCUUGGAAUAGCGCCUUACUUCGAUCUCAUCACCUCGGCCACCAACACAUCCAACAUUGAUCUCGAGGAUGGAUCCAAAGGCUCUGCCAUCAAUUCCGUCAAUAUGGCAAAGAAGAAGCUCAACGAGUUGUCUCUCUCGUUGCAGCACCUUCAACAGCGCAUCCAGAUCCCUGACUUGUUGGUCAGCGUCCACCCUAAAAUUGAGGACAUCGUGAAAAAUUCCGAGGGCCAAGAUGGCGAAGAAUUAAACGAGUCUGCGGUCAAUAAUUUGGUCACUGACUCCACGUUUCUCAACGAACUUACCCGCAUAGUCAACAGCUGGAUUAAGCAGAUUCAAUCCAUCACCAGACUCGAUCAUGACCCAUUGGAUGGAAACUCGCUCGCAGAAGAAGUCCAGUUUUGGAAAUCAAUGGAAUUGGCGUUGUUCUCGAUAACCCAGCAGAUGUCUUCCCCUCUUGUCAAGGUAUCAAUCGAUUUUUUGAACAAGGCAAAGAGAUUCCACGUUACCCUUGGUUUUCAGAAUGAUACUGGAGUCAACGAAAAAAUGAUCACCACCAAGCUCUAUAAUUCUUUAUUGAAAGAGCUUCCAAUAGAUGAACUCAUGUCAGUAUCGAGCAACAUCGAAGAUUUGGACAAGUUUGAAAUCUCCAUUAUAAACCUCUUCAACCACUUUAAAUCAAAAUUGAAAAACUUGAAUUCAUUUCCAUUACCUAGAGCUAUCGAAAUAAUCGAAGUUGGGUUAAACGAUAUAACAGACAAGUUCAAAUCAAUUCUUUCCACUCACUCAUUAAUGUCAUUAGGUCUUUCCAAAUUCUUGGAAAUUUAUGAGAAUCAAGUCCUCAAAAUAUUUGAAUUGGUAGAUCAAAAUAUUAAGUUCAUGAUUAAUUUAAUCAGGGAGCUUCUUAGAAAAAGACUGGAGAAGUUUAUUAUCAUUAAGAUAAACCAGAUUGCUUACAAUGAACUAAAAGAUAGACUCAAAGCAUUGAAAGAUUUUCGUUUGAAUCAUCAGGACUUAAUAACUAUCGUGGAAAAGUUUUUGAAGAAUGAUGGAUUCACUGAAUCAAACAAGCUAGUUGAAGCGUAUAAUAAGUAUAUUUUACCAGUGAAUGUGCUUGAUAUGUCUAAACAAGGACAGAGGAUAUGGACUAUGAAUGAAAAGAGUUAUAUGUCUAUCUAUAACCAAUUGAAUUCGGUGAUAAUGCUCAAGCUAAAUGCUUUAUUCGAUUCAUGUAACAGCUUUAAUGAUUUCUUGACAAUUUUCAGCAUAUUUGAUGGUAAUUCUUCUACUGCUGCUUCAGACAGGGAGGGGAUGUACCUGCUUAUCAACGACGAAUACAAGCUUAAGAUCUUAUCUACUGCAAACAAAGAGACCGAAUCAUUAAUAAAGUUGAAUUUGACUUCGCGAAAGACUUUGGUGGAAUACAUGGAAUCAACUCAAAGAUUGUACAAGUUCCACAGUACUCAAGUUGAGGGCUCUGACAAUAAGGAUUUCUCCUCCGUGGUAACUGAAAUAAAGUGGAAUUUGAGCAUGAUUAAGAAAUUAAACUUUUAUUUAGUAAACCUUCUGAAGUUAUUGGGAACAAACUGGAAUAAGUAUUCCUUAGGAAGCAAAAUUGAAUCAGAGAUUUCCACAUUGACACAGUCACUUAAUCCAGACAAAUUAUUUCAAUCUUGGUUGGAUUACAUAACGUCAAAAGUAGCACUGUUAGAAAAGUCAGGUUCGAUUGUCAAAAUUAUUCAACCGAAUGAAUCCGAAAUGAGAGAUUUAAUUGUGAAUUACGAUACAUCAUUAAUAGAAAUUACUCAGCAAUUAAUUCAAAUUACCUCGUUAGGAUUUAAGGUGCCUGUUAGCGUGAUUAUAAAAUACAGAAAAGUUGAAAAACUCACUCCCUUUAUUGUGAGUCUCAUUGAAAAUGUCACUAUACUCCGAAAUUUAUUGAACAACGAUUUGGCUAAUACUUCAUAUGGUCAAAAGUUUGGCUUUCUCCUUGAGAAACAGAAGCAACUGAUUAUGAAUAGCUUGAAGGAUCUCAUAUCUGUCGAUUGGGUUUAUCUAUCACAGGCCCUUGAUUUGAAAUCUAUUGGCGAUUCUGCAGAAAAAAAACAUACAUCUAAUGAGGAGUUGGUUGAGAUUCAAUCACUUAACAUUUUAAAUGGGUUUCAAUCUGCAGUAUACAAGCUAUACGAGAAGCUGAAUAAACUUAGUAAAUUUGAAAACUUCCUAAGUAUUAUUUAUCAUCAGCUAAAAACUUGUGAGUACAAUUUUGAAACAAUCAAGGAACUAUUAAUUACUAUUCAAGAAGAAUUCAAUAAACUUCUAUUGGAAGAUUUUGAGGCAAUUGAUAGAUUGGGCGAGUUGAUCAAUCAAGAAAUUAAGCUUAUCCUAGCUAAAAAGUGUGCUGACAAACUUCAAUUCUGGGAACGAACACUUACAACUUCUAACUCCCUUGAUGAUGCUGAUGAUCAGACUCCUUAUGUUACGCAAGCCAAGGGGCAAUUCGAACCUCCACAAAGUCAUUCGAUAGUAUUUCAGGACAAAAUUUUUAAGCUUUCACCCGAAUUAUCGUCCACUAAGCAGCAUAAUAUUCAAAAGUUAAACUCAUACUUAUCAAUAGUUGAGUUACAACUAGUGAUAAAGUCCGAUUUGUCUUCUUCUGAUGAAAGCUUCUUCGACUUAGUCUACUCUGAUACGACGUUAACUUCGUUCAUUUCGAAAAUUUUGAUCAAGAUAGAUUGCACUUUGAAUGAAGGAAAUGAUUAUUUCAAUAAGUGGAAGCUAAUCCAAAAUUUGUGGGAAUUGGACUUGCAUUCGGAACAAGAAUUGGCCAAGGUUGUUCCCAAAGACUCAAGCCUCACCCAAUGGCUUCAGUCCAUAAGGGAAAUUCUUGGGUUGAGAUACAUAUUCGAUAGAUCCGACACUAUCACUAUUUUCGGUACUGUCCUCACGAUCGAUUUCUCUUCAGUGCAGAAUCGUGUUAAUUUAAAGUUCGAUUAUUUCCAAGAAGAACUUUUGAAACUUUUCAGCACGAAGAUAAAUGUGGAGACAUCAAAGCUUAGCAACGAAUUGAUCAAAGCACAAAAAUCGUUAGAGUUAAAGUUGGAUUUCCAAGUUGCAGGCAUGAUACUUGUCGCCAAUCUAGAUGAAUACUUGCAGCAUAGUAAUCAAAUGGCAAACUGGACCAACCAAAUUGAAGUUUUGGAGGGAGCACAAACUCUCCUUCUUAACCAGAGAUUCAAGUUUCCCAACAACUGGAUGUAUGUGGAGCAACUAGAGAACUUGGUAUCGAUUGUAACUACAUUACUCAGAAGGAAGCUAAGUUUAAUUGAAGAUAACUUUGAGGUCCUCGCUUCAAAGAUCAAAGUGGAAGCCUCAAGAACAAGUCAAGCCAUUGAUACUUUAAUAAAGGAGUGGCCCGUGAAAAAACCAGUUUCUGGAAGUCUAAAUCCAUCAGUUGCCAUUACCCACUUAGAGAUCUUCGAAAAAAGAUGCAGGCUUUUAGACAAGGAAAAGUCCUCAAUUAUCAAUGUUUCGAAGCUUCUUGAUAUCUCGAUAGAUCUGCAUGACAAUUUAGAAGUGGUACUCGAGGAAAUAUAUGAUCUCAAGUCCGUUUGGUCAUCAAUCAACACGUUAUGGGACUAUUUGGAAAAGUUAAGAUCCUUGAAGUGGGCUGACAUUCAACCAAGGGGUCUUCGUCAUGAUCUAGAUGAUUUAUUGGCCAAAUCAAGGUCGUUACCUUUAAAAGUCAGACAAUAUGGUGCUUUUGAUGAGAUUCAAAAUGUCAUUAAGUUGUAUUUGAAAAAUCACUCAUUUGUUUCUGAAUUAAAGAGUGAAUCUAUGAAACCCCGUCAUUGGAAAAUUUUACUAGUUCAGUUAGGAGCUGAAACUAUCAGUUAUGAUUCGAUGACGAUGGGGGAAGUUUGGAACCUCAAUUUUGGCCUUAAUGAUAGUGCAUUGAAGGCAAUUUUGAUACAAGCGAAUAAUGAACAGACGAUAGAGGACAACUUGGAGCUAAUUAAGAAAGAAUGGUCCACCAUUACUUUUGAAAUGUUCAAUUAUGAAAAUAAAGCUAGAUUGGUCAAAAACUGGAACAAGUUAUUCGAUCAAUGUAACAAUGACCUUAAUACCUUAUCCAGUAUGAGCUCAUCCCCAUAUUACCAUAGUUUCGAUCAAGAGAUUUCAAGUUUGGAUGGUAAAUUGAACAAGCUAUAUGUUUUACUAGAUACUUGGAUCGAUGUUCAACGUCAAUGGGUAUAUCUUGACGGCGUAUUCGGAAAUAAGAAUAAUGACAUCAAGAAUCUAUUACCAAUAGAGUCAGCCCGUUUCACAAAUAUUACUUAUGAAUUUCUUAAUACCUUGAAACGGAUAUACAAGUUUAAUUUGGUUAUAGAAUCAUUAUUAGUCGGUGACAUACAAGUCAUCAUGGACAAGUUAUCUGAGAGUUUAACCAAAGUUAGAAAGUCAUUGACAGACUAUCUCGAGAAACAAAGAGAGUUAUGCCCAAGAUUUUAUUUUGUGGGUAAUGAGGACUUACUAGAAAUCAUUGGAGGAUCAAUGGAUGUGGAACGAAUCAACAGACAUUUCAAGAAAAUGUUUAGUGGUGUUUCCAAAGUCGAUUAUCAGAAGGAGAGUAGUUCUAUCGUGGCUAUCAGAAGUGAAGAGGAUGAGAUCGUCACUUUGAGCAAACCAGUUUCGCUUAUCAAAUAUCCAAAAUUAAAUGAGUGGAUCAAAGAAUUGGAGCUAGAGAUAAAGUUGACUAUAUCUCAAUUAGUCAAGAGUUCAAUUGCAAAAUUUGAACUUGAACUCACAAAAGAGUCGCCCUCCUUAGGCCAGGAGUUGAAGGAUCUUAUUUUUUCCCUUCCUGCCCAAGUUUCAACGCUUGUUGCCCAGAUUACGUUUACCAAACUUGCCCAAGAAUCCAUUGAUAAAAAGAGUUUCAGUGCUUUGGAAGAAAAGUAUGGGCGUUUAAUGAAAUACUUGAUCGAAUUAUUAGCAAAUGAUACGACACCACUUGAGAGAAAGAAGUGUCAAUAUUUUACCAUUGAGAUUGUUCACCACAAAGACAUCAUUGCGUCGUUGUCGAAUGCUAAAUCAGAUCAAGAUGUUCAUUUAAUUUGGGGUACUCAGCAGUUGUUCUACUACGAUACUUCUUCCAGUGAUCCAUUACAGAGCUUGACUAUCAGACAAGCAAAUGCAUCAUUUUAUUAUGGUUUUGAAUACUUAGGCAUUCCAGAGAAGUUAGCUUACACUCCUCUUAUUAGAAAAUGCUUCUUGACAAUGACCCAGGCAUUACAUCAAAAACUAGGGGGUUCUCCAUUUGGACCUGCUGGUACCGGUAAGACAGAGUCGAUUAAAGCCCUUGGAAAUAAUUUGGGUAAAAUGGUCUUAGUCUUUAACUGUGACGACUCUUUUGAUUUUCAAGCUAUGGGUAGGAUCUUCUUAGGUUUAUGCAAAGUUGGGAGUUGGGGAUGUUUUGAUGAGUUCAAUAGAUUAGACGAGAAUAUCUUGAGUGCUGUUUCGUCACAAAUUGAAGCGAUUGAGUUAAGUUUGAGUUCCUCGAGUCAACAAGUGGAAAUCUCUGGAAAGACGAUUAAUGUACAUCCUGAGACCGGAAUUUUUGUUACCAUGAAUCCAGGAUAUGUUGGCAGAUAUGAAUUACCUGAAAAUUUGAAAAAGUUAUUCAGAGGUUUUUCCAUGGAGAAGCCUGACAGAGAGAUUAUCGUGGAGGUUUUGUUGACUUCUCAGACUUUUGAAUUUGCUAAAGAAAUUGCAAAGAUUAUUGUUCCACUUUUCUUAGAACUAGAAUCAUGUUGUUCAAAACAAUCACAUUACGAUUUUGGUUUAAGAGCUUUGAAAAACACACUCAUCAGAUGUGGUCUAAUCAAAAGAAACAAGAAAGAAGAUUUGAGCUCCAGGGAGGUGGAAUUGAGGCUAAUCUUACGAAGCAUUCAGGAAACCGUUGCACCAAAAUUGAUCAAGUCAGACGAAAUCCUAUUAGAAGAUUUACUUGCUAAAUAUUUCCCUAGUGUUAGCUAUGAAACUGAUGAUAAUACCAAUCUAGUCUUGGAGUUACAGAAACACAUGGAGACAAAUGGAUUUUAUCACGAUGAUAAAUGGAUGACAAAAGCCCUUCAACUCUAUCAAAUACAGACUACAAACCAUGGUAUCAUGUUGGUGGGUGAGUCAGGAUCGGGGAAGUCUGUCAUCUGGAAUCUGGUCUUGAAAUCCCUUGGAGAAUUGGAUGGAAUGGAUCACGCAUCCUAUGUGAUAGAUUGCAAGGUAUUAUCAAAGAAUGAAAUUUAUGGUUCGUUAGAUUCAAUCACAAGAGAUUGGACUGAUGGAUUAUUCACCAGUAUCCUAAGAAAGAUUAGGGCCAACUUGAGAGGAGAAUUGAAUAAAAGAAUUUGGAUUGUGUUUGACGGUGAUAUUGAUCCAGAGUGGGCCGAAAACUUGAACAGUGUCCUUGAUGACAACCGUAUCUUGACUUUGCCUAACGGGGAACGUCUUGCAUUACCGGACAAUGUUCGCUUGAUAUUUGAAGUUGAUUCCAUUAAGUUCACUACUCCUGCAACAAUCAGUAGAUGUGGAAUGAUAUGGUUUGACAGUUCAUUGAUCCCAAUUGAAGGAUUAAUAAAAGACUUCACCCAUGAUAUUUCCAAUAAUGCCAUAGAGAUACGCGAUGAUCUAACAAGUGACCUGAAUGAAAUUCUUGCCAUACAAAGGACUUUAGUCAACGAAAUUGGCCACUUCAUCAAAACUGAUACUCUUACACAAGUGAUAGAAGAAGCAAAGAAUUUGGAACAUAUUAUGGAAUUCACGGUCCAAAGGGCAAUUCAAGGGUUUGCCGCAUUGAUUAAAUCAUAUUUCCGUCGUUUGAUAAUUUAUAAGUUAGAAAAUCGUGAUAUUCCAUUAGAUAACUACUCAAAGUUUGUCGGAAAAGCUGUGUUGCUCUCUUUGGCAUGGGCAUUUGCUGGUGAUACUGAUUUGAAUCAGAGAGAGAAGUUUGCAUUAGCAAUUAUAAGGAUUGAAACAUUGUCUAAUAUCGAUCAGGCCGAGGGCAAUAUUCUUGAUUUUGACAUAUCUUUCCCAGAUUUUGAAUGGGAACAUUGGAAUUUGAAAGUUGAAAGCAUCGAGCUUGAACCUCAACAUGUUUCGAAUCCAAACACAGUUGUGCCCACCUUGGACACAGUGAGACACGACUCCUUGAUUUAUUCAAUCUUAAACGAACACAAACCAUUAUUGCUUUGUGGACCACCGGGUUCCGGUAAGACUAUGACCUUAUUAGAAUCUUUGAGACGUUCUCCAAGUUUAGACGUUUUAUCUUUGAAUUUCUCGAAAGAUACUACACCCGAAUCCUUGAUGAAAUCGCUUGAACAACAUUGCACUUACAAGAAAACGAACAAUGGGAUAGUUCUUACGCCAUUAGUGAAUGGGAAGUGGGUGGUCGUAUUCUGUGAUGAAAUCAAUUUACCAGCUGUUGACAAAUAUGGAACUCAAACUGUUAUAUCCUUAUUACGUCAAAUGAUCGAGCAAAAAGGUUUCUGGAGACCAAAAGACCGCCAGUGGGUAUCAUUAUCAAAUAUCCAAUUUGUUGGGGCAUGUAACUCGCCCAAUGAUCCUGGUAGAAACAAAUUAAGCCAAAGGUUUUUGCGUCAUGUUUCUCUUAUAAUGGUUGAUUACCCAGGUAAGAAUUCAUUGAGUCAAAUCUAUGAGACAUUCAACUUAGCGGUAAUGAAGUGUGCUCCAGACUUGCGUGGAUAUACUAGAGUGACAACAGAAGCGAUGAUUGAAAUCUACUUGCGGACUAAGGAACAUCUUGGCUCAAAGAAACAGGAUCAUUAUAUAUACUCGCCUCGUGAGUUAACCAGAUGGGCUAGAAGUAUAUUGGAAGGUGUUAAGGCUUCAGAGUAUUCAGACCUCCUGUCAUUUGUCAGAUUAUGGAACCAUGAAGGUUUGCGAUUAUUCUACGAUCGGUUGGUAGGAACGGAAGAGAAAGAGUGGACUAAAGAAUUGUUCAAAGAAGUCACUAUUAAGUACUUUCAAAACAUUGACAUAGAAACAGUACUUCAGGAACCAAUUCUAUACUCCACUUGGUUGUCUUCUAAUUACGAAUCUGUUGAUCAAAGGGAAUUAAGAGCCUUCAUCGCAGAGCGUUUGAGAGUAUUCAGUGAAGAAGAGAUUGAAGUUGACUUGGUCCUUCAUGGCGAUUUGCUCGAUCAUUCUUUAAGAAUCGAUAGAGUUUUGAGACAACCACAAGGUCAUAUGAUUUUGGUAGGUCCAAGUACAAGUGGAAAAACCACUCUAAGCAAGUUCGUUGCUUGGAUGAAUGGACUCAAGGUGGUUCAGUUGAAUGUCUACAAAAAUUAUGGUAUUGAAAACUUCGAUUCUAAGUUGAAAGAAAUCUUAUUGAGAUGUGCUAAAGGAGAAAGGGUUUGUUUUAUUAUUGAUGAGUCCAGCAUUUUGGAUACUUCAUUUAUUGAAAGGAUGAAUACAUUAUUAGCAAAUGCAGAGAUUCCGGGCUUGUUUGAAGGAGAUGAAUUUACUUCCUUGAUGAGCUUAUGUUUGGAACAAUCCAAUAGUCAAGGAUUGCUAUUGGAUAGUGAUGAAGAGCUCUACUCAUGGUUCACCAAACAAAUUAGUGAAAAUCUUCAUGUUAUUUUCAAUAUUACCGAGAGCGGUACCUCAAACUCUAACAGACCAGCAGUUAUAUCAUCUCCAGCUUUGUUCAAUAGAUGUGUGCUUAGUUGGAUGGGUGAUUGGUCGAAUGAUUCCUUAGUGGAUGUUGCAUCUUCGUUGAUUGAGACGGUUCCCUUAGAUAUGUCCAGCUAUGAAAUUCCUGCUUCAUUCAAUCAGUUCAUUUCUAACAAUGUGACAGGUUUCAGGGAUGUCGUUGUGGAUGCCUUUGUGUUUAUCCACAGGUUUGUUUUGGGAUAUGCAACUACUCUAUCUUAUCAAAAAACACCCAGUAAUUUCGUGUCCCUCAUUCAAAAUUUCAUCAACACAUUCAACAGCAAGCAAUUCGAACUCGAAGAAAAUCAAAGACAUAUCAGUAAUGGUCUCGAUAAACUUAGAGAAACGGUUCUUCAGGUUAGCGAGUUGAAAAUUCUGCUUUCUAAGAAGCAAGAAAGUCUCAGAGUGAAAGAUCAAGAAGCCAAAGUUAUGUUGAAUAAGAUGCUUACCAAUCAAAACGAAGCCGAAAGAAAGCAGGAGUUUUCUGUAGCUACUCAAGAAGAAUUGGAGAAACAAGAAGUCGAAAUUCAAAGAAGGAGAGCUAAGGUUAUGAAGGAUUUAGAGAAGGCUGAACCUGCAGUUAUCGAAGCCCAAAGAGGUGUUCAGAAUAUCAAGAAGCAGCAUUUGACAGAAAUCAGAAGUAUGGCCAAUCCCCCUGCGGCCGUUAAAAUGGCUAUGGAGUCUGUAUGUAUCUUGAUUGGUUAUGAAGUUAGCAGCUGGAGGGAUGUUCAAUUGAUUGUUAGGAAGGAUGACUUCAUCGCUAAUAUCGUUAACUUCAAUACUGAAGAACAACUUUCAGCUGAGCUCAGGGAGUAUAUGGAACAGGUUUACCUUUCAAGAGAUGAUUACAAUUACGAGACAGUCUACCGUGCAAGUAAAGCCUGUGGUCCCUUGUUACAAUGGGUUGAAACUCAGUUGACAUACUCAAGAAUUUUGCAAGACAUUGGACCGAUGAGGGAAGAGGUCCAGAUAUUGGAAGAACAGACGAAGAAAACUAAAGCUCAAUUGAUUGCUAUUGAUCAGAUGAUCCAAGAAUUGGAACUUAGCAUUAAUAACUACAAGGAUGAAUACAGCAGUUUAAUCAGAGAAACUGAGAACAUAAAGUCAGAAAUGCAAGGAGUUGAAGAGAGAGUAAAACGGAGUUUGACCUUGAUUGACAAUUUAACUCUUGAAAGAGAAAGAUGGAAAGUCAGCAUCAAAAGAUUUGGACUUCAAAGAGAACGUCUUAUUGGUAACUCGAUCCUUUCAUCAGCAUUUUUGGUUUAUUCAGGAAUAUAUGAUCAGCGUGGACGAGAAAAUUUAAUGAAGGAAUGGAAACGGAAAUUAAUGGAUUCAGGAAUUUUGUACGAUGAAACAGUCACGAUCGCUGACAAUUUGAAUGAAAGCGGUGAAAUAUUGAAAUGGGAGAAGAGCGGUUUGGCAUUUGAUGAUUUGAAUGUGGAGAACUUCACAAUCAUGAAAUUAUCAAAAACCCCUAUCAUUAUCGAUCCUACUAAUAGCGUCACUAACGUGAUAGUAAAAUCAUAUGCACCAAGGAAGGUAAUCGUUACCAGUUUCUUGAAUGAGGGCUUUGUCAAGCAAUUAGAAAAUUCCAUUAGGUUUGGAGGGGUUAUUAUUAUCCAAGAUGCAGAGUUUUAUGACCCAGUUUUGAAUAAUAUUUUGCGACUGGAAAUCCAUCGAAAUGGUGGUAGAAUGAUGAUUAACUUGGGUGAACAAGAGAUAGACUACUCGCCAGAUUUCAAGUUGUUUUUGCAUUCCACAGACUCAGAACUUCAAUUGUCUCCAUUUGUCUCCUCCAGAACUUCCAUCAUCAAUUUUACCAUAACUAGCGGAAGCUUACAGAACAAGGUUCUCAAUAUGACCUUGCAAGACACCCGCCCCGAAAUCGAGCAAAAGAGAGUGCAGAUGGCGUCAUUACAGAGUGAAUAUCAAGUCAGAUUAUACAAGCUUGAACAGGAACUCUUGAAUUCUCUUGGAGAUUCAUCGGGAAGCAUCCUUGAAAAUGAUUCGGUGGUUAACACUCUAGAGAACUUAAAGUCUGAAUCAAAUGAAAUUGAUCAAAAGAUGAAAGAAUCAUUAACAAUAAUGGAAACUGUGGAUACAAUCCGAAAUACGUAUGAAGAUGUGGCAAAGCAUUCAACUCGUAUUUUCAAUGUGUUCAAAGAAAUGGACAAAUUGGGUAAGCUUUAUAAGUUUUCGUUAACAACAUUCAUUCGUACGUAUUCGAAAGUGCUUAGGGGUGGGAACACCGCAGACAUCACUGAGAUGAUAAAUGAACUCUACAAGGAGGCAUUUUCUGUUAUUUCUUGUUCAUUGGUUCAUCAUGAUAAAAUAAUUUUUGCAUUAUGUUUAAGUUUGAGUUACUACGGAUUGGAAAUUGGACAACAAGUCAUUGAGACAAUAAGAAGAAUCUUGAACUUUUUAGUGGUAAAAGGUCUGGUAGAUAUUACGGAUAUUUUACAAGCAACUUAUGCCAAAUUUGAGCAGACUACAGAUAUCGAUAGUAUUGUCCUGGAAAACUCCGAUAACGAUACCAUAAAGUUAUUGGGUCAAUUAAUAAAGUCUACUCAGUCUUCUCAAAAGGACGCAUUCAUGGAUGCCUUUUCUAAUAUUUCGUCUUUCUUGUUUACCGGAGUUGGAGACUACAGCUCAAGAUACAGCUUGAAGGAAUGGACUUCCGAUCAGGAAGUUGCUGGUCAAGUUAUGCCUAUUAUUUUGGCAUCGCCUGAUGGGUACGAUGGAACCUUUAAAGUUGAAAAACUAGCUCAGGAUUCUAAGCAAAAACUAGUCGUUGUCUCCAUGGGUUCCAAGGAAGGUAUUGAGAUAGCCAACAAGGAGCUUAGCAUUGCUUCUAACAAGGGUCACUGGAUAUUAAUCCAAAACAUACAGUUGGCGGUGGAUUGGUUGAAUUAUCUUGAGAGACGGUUGGAUACUUACAGUGGAAACUCAAAUUUCAAGAUAUUUUUGACCUGCAACUUGACAUCCAAUAUCCCAUCGGCAUUAGUGAGCAAGUCUAAGGUGUUGGUCUUCGAAAACCAACCUGGUCUUAGGAAUGCAAUGCUUGAAACAUUUGCUUCAUUACCAAAUGAAAUGCUUACUGCAAGUUCCAGUAUUCUCAAGCAUGUCAUCUUCUUACUUGUAUGGUUCCACUCAGUAAUCCAAGAGAGAUUGAGGUUUACCCCCAUUUCGUUCAAGAAGAAGUACGAUAUCAAUGAUUCCGAUUUUAGUGCUGGAUUGAAGGUGAUUCAAGACGAGCUCGGUUCAUUGGACUCCAAUGUGACUGCUGAAGCUGUUCCUUGGAAGCAUUUGAGUUAUUUGAUAGGUGAGAUUACAUAUGGGGGAAAGAUUGACGACAAGGAAGAUUUGAGAUACAUCAGUGGUUUAGCUGCGCAUUUGUUCCGAUUUGAAUCAUUUGAUAGCGGCUUCAAUUUGACGCAAGUUGAGGAGAAUGUUUUAGUACUUCCUGAAGGCUUCAGUAUUGAUGCUUACAAGAACUGGAUUGCCGAAUUACCGGGCAAGACUCCAUUGGGUUGGAUUGGACUAGAUGAAGAAGUGGAUGUUUUAGUACGCGAGAAGCAAGGGCAACAGGUUGCAAAGUCUGUGUUGUGUAUACUCGAGGAGAUUUCAGAAUAAUCUCAUAAAUUUAAUGUACAUCUUUAGAUACAUCAGGACAACUAGUCCGUGGAGUGUUGUAGAUCUAGUGGGGGCCAAUGUGGCAUUUUGCUACUCGGUUCUAGUGGGAAAAACAAGCUAAGUUGAAUAAAGAUGGAGAAUAUGUCACCUUCCCGGAUGCUAUUACGAUUAUCCACCGCUAUGGCUGCGAAUAUAUUUUUGCCAACGAACAAGUUUAUUUUAAAUAUGGC